AUGGCGGCGUGCAAGGAAAUGACUUCUUGCGCUUUGCUUUUGGAAGAAUUCGAAAUAUGGUUAAAUGAGACGGAUAGUGAAACCAUAUUCUUGUUGGAGAGCGGUAGCCAACAAGAUGGAUGUGUACUAUUGCAGCUGUUACUGGCCGCGGAACAUGAAUUCCGAUUACUCUGCCCCUCAGGUUAUCCAAACCACGAAGAUAACUUUUUUGUAGAGGCAGGCCCAGCUGUUAGAUUGUGGUGCAAUGCACUCAAUGAGUAUCUCUUAGAUGCCCCAUCGAUUCUUACUCUGAAGGAAGUCCUUAAUAAAGCUGUUAUGCUCCAUGGUAACGGAAAAAGAGAUGGCACAUCGCCAGAAGGAACUGAUGAAGAAGAUGGAAUGGAAGAAGAUGAGAUUGAAGAGGAAGACCAUGAGGCAAUGAUGAUGUCUGAUGACGACGAUGAUAAUACAUUUACAACCAAGUGGGAAUUAGAUAUAGCCAGGAAAAAGAAACUAUGGGCUUUGAAAGAAGCAGAAAUCAGAGAUGAAAUGAAAAAGAGAAAACACAUUGUAGCCUGUUCAGAACCCAUGGAGUUGGAGGUACGGCAAGCGUCCGACCAGGAACAAGAACAAGCUCAACAGAUCUUCAGUAAUACAGCGGCGUCAGGUGUCCUCACAAAUGACCUUGUUAGGAUAUUGGAGUCUGAACAGGAGCUGGGGCUGACAGCGGAACCUGUAGACGAUAAUAUUUACAAAUGGAGUGUGAAAUUAUUUGAUUUUGAAGCUGACAGGUAUCUCAUUUCAUAUAAUUGA
Molecule: messenger RNA, 792 nt
Organism: Saccoglossus kowalevskii
Lineage: Eukaryota; Metazoa; Hemichordata; Enteropneusta; Harrimaniidae
Biological process (GO): negative regulation of apoptotic process
Cellular component (GO): nucleus
Molecular function (GO): cysteine-type endopeptidase inhibitor activity
Source: RefSeq, a predicted model, not a curated record